AUGAUUGAGCCCUUCCAGACGACCUUCGCGGUCCCCAUGACCUGCGAGGGCUGUGUGAAAGACAUCUCCAACUCGCUGCACAAGGUGGAUGGCGUGAACAAGGUGGAGGCAGACCUUAAGGACCAGCUGGUAUUCAUUGAAGGCACUGCGCCACCGAGUUCGAUUGUGACUGCAAUCCAAAAUACCGGCCGAGAUGCAGUUCUCCGCGGAAGCGGCACAUCAAACAGCUCGGCUGUCUGCAUCCUUGAAACCCACUCCAAUACCGUCGCCAAUAAGAUUCGUGGCCUGGCUCGCAUGGUCCAGGUCUCGUCCAACAUGACCCUCGUCGACCUCACAAUCAACGGGCUGGCGCCUGGAAAAUACUGGGCCACUGUCCGAGAAGCAGGCGAUAUUUCCCAGGGCGCCGCGUCGGCAGGCGGCAUCUGGGACUCUUUGAAGACCAAGGUGCUGGGGUCGAAUGCCGCAGCCGAGGAGCCGCGAGGUAUCUUCGGAGCGGUGGAUGUAGACGAGAAGGGUCGUGGAAAUGUGUUCUUGGACCGACCGGUUGCUAUCUGGGAGCUUAUUGGGCGUAGUAUGAUUGUGUCCAAGACCAAGGAGGGCCCGUUCAAGCGUGAGGACGAGAACACCCUGGUUGGGGUGAUUGCUCGCAGCGCGGGCGUGUGGGAUAACGAUAAGAUGGUUUGCUCCUGCUCGGGCAAGAAUGUCUGGCAAGAGCGACAGGAGCAGGUUGGCUUGGGUAUGGUUUAA
Penicillium macrosclerotiorum is the source of this 747-nucleotide messenger RNA. RefSeq names its product copper chaperone CCS1. Gene Ontology annotation, biological process: removal of superoxide radicals. Gene Ontology annotation, molecular function: superoxide dismutase copper chaperone activity; copper ion binding. Gene Ontology annotation, cellular component: cytoplasm. The transcript is spliced from 4 exons. The record is from RefSeq and is a predicted model, not a curated record. The coding region runs from base 1 to 747 and encodes 248 amino acids. Lineage: Eukaryota; Fungi; Ascomycota; Eurotiomycetes; Eurotiales; Aspergillaceae.